Molecule: messenger RNA, 2134 nt
Organism: Striga asiatica
Lineage: Eukaryota; Viridiplantae; Streptophyta; Magnoliopsida; Lamiales; Orobanchaceae
Source: the annotation of a GenBank genome assembly
AAUAGAUUUUAUUUAAAUGUUCAUGAGCCAACAAUUAUAUAUAUACAUAUAGAUUUCAAAUUAGGUCCACGAGGCUACUAUCGUCAUUUUGAAAUCUAAAUUCUCAUCAUCCCCAAAAUCUAGCACUUCACUUGCAAAGUAGCUUUUCUUCUCAUCUUCUCCAACUCAGUCCUCUCCCCAAUGGCCCAUUCUGGAUCUUGCCCGUCAAAACCACAAUUUCGCUGCAAAUCUUAGCUGCGCGAAAACCAGAAGAUGAUUCAAGACGCCAUAAAGCUUUUCUGCCAUGGAGAUUCGUAACAAGUUCGCUAUUGCCUUCUCUGUGCUCCUCCUCAUAGCCGCAGCUCUCACAGAAGUAGAAGCGCAGCAGGGAAAAGAUGGGCCGUUUGUGGGGGUUAACAUCGGCACCGACGUGUCGAAUCUACCCUCGCCGGCGGACUUGGUCGCCUUCCUCCAGCUGCAGAAGAUAACCCACGUCAGGCUCUACGAUACCGACGCUCAGAUUCUUAAAGCCCUCGCCGGGACCAAAAUCCGGGUCACCGUCAGCGUGCCCAACAACCAGCUCCUCGCCAUCGGCUCCUCCAACGCCACCGCCGCCGCCUGGAUCGGCCGCAACGUGGCGGCGUACUACCCCAACACCCUCAUCACCGCCGUGGCCGUCGGCGACGAGGUCCUCACCACCGUCCCCUCCUCCGCCCCUCUGCUCAUUCCGGCCAUCGAGUCCCUCCACGCCGCCCUCGUGGCCGCGAAUCUGCACGGCCAGAUCAAAGUCUCCACCCCAAACUCCGCCUCCAUCAUCCUAGACCCCUUCCCACCCUCCCAGGCCUUCUUCAACCAAACCCUAACCCCCAUCAUAACUCAAUUGCUCCAGUUCCUGUCCAGAACACAGUCGCCAUUGAUGAUGAACCUAUACCCUUACUACGUCUUCAUGCAGAACAAAGGGGUCGUCCCUCUGGACAACUCCCUCUUCAAACCCUUAACCCCUUCCAAAGAAAUGGUCGACCCCAAUACCCUGCUCCACUACACGAACGUCAUGGAUGCCAUGAUUGACUCAGCAUAUUUCUCCAUGAAAAAUCUCAACUUCACCGACAUUGUUGUUCUUGUUUCUGAAACUGGUUGGCCUUCAAGGGGCGACUCUAAAGAGCCUUACGCCACAAUCAAUAAUGCCGACACUUACAAUUCGAAUCUGAUCAAGCACGUGCUCGACAGAACCGGGACCCCUCUGCAUCCAGAGGUCACGUCUAGCGUUUACAUAUACGAGCUGUUUAACGAGGACCUGAGGUACCCGCCAGUCUCCGAAGCCAACUGGGGUCUUUUUUACUCCAACUCGACUCCCGUUUAUUUGCUUCACAUCUCUGGAAGUGGCGGUUUUCUGGCGAACGACACUACAAAUCGGACAUAUUGUGUGGCGGCGGAUGGAGUGGAUGGGCGGACUUUGCAGGCCGCGCUGGAUUGGGCUUGUGGGCCCGGGAGAGCGAAUUGUUCGGAAAUUCAGCCUGGGGAAAGUUGUUACCAGCCGAAUGAUGUGGGGAAUCAUGCUUCAUAUGCGUUCGAUAGUUAUUAUCAGAAGGAAGGGAAGAAUCCUGGGUCGUGCGACUUCAAGGGUGCGGCCAUGAUCACGACUACCGAUCCUAGUCACGGGGACUGCAUAUUUCCUGGAAGAUCGACAAAAAUCACUCCGAAGUUUCAUGUCAAUGCUGUCCAGCCCAUUCAAGAGCCCGAAAUCAUUCGGGAGCCCGCCCAAUGGCCAGAAUAUAAAACUGGGUCUGGGUUUAAGGUGCUCUGGAAGGCCAUCAAGGCUUUUCUUGACGCACGGACACUAGAAAAGAUUCAAGUUUUGGGAAUUGACUACAAAAGUAGCCUAAUCGAGGCUAUAGACUCGAGUGACCUGCCGAGUUUCUUGGGUGGUGAAUGCAUGUGUUCUGAAUUUGGGGGUUGCCUUUUUAGCGAUAAAGGGCCGUGGAAUGAUCUUGAAAAUACUAAAACGCUUAAGGGAAUGCUUUUUACGGAUGAGCAUAAAGGUGCAUAUAAUGUAAAUUCGGUAGUAGAAGAGCCUUUGUCGGAAAAGAUUAAAGUCUUGGACCUUGUGGUCGGAGAAUGUGAAAGAAGAAAUGAGGAUGCUGGAAAUGGCACUUGA